Messenger RNA from Meriones unguiculatus (Mongolian gerbil), 1572 nucleotides. It is a transcript of the gene Shfl, whose product is annotated as shiftless antiviral inhibitor of ribosomal frameshifting. Gene Ontology annotation, molecular function: ribosome binding; sequence-specific mRNA binding. The record is from RefSeq and is a predicted model, not a curated record. Gene Ontology annotation, biological process: viral translational frameshifting; innate immune response. The transcript has 8 exons. Lineage: Eukaryota; Metazoa; Chordata; Mammalia; Rodentia; Muridae. The coding region runs from base 238 to 1110 and encodes 290 amino acids.
CGCAGGACGCGGCGAGGCGCGCGCCGAGGCCCGGGAGCACCGCCCGGGAGCACCGCGGGGCGCGCGCGGGGGGCAGACGCCGGGCCGCACGACCAGGGCGGGGUCCCCGCGGGGGUCCCCGGCUUUGCGCAGAAACGAAACCGAAAGAGGGGCCCCGGGGAGGCGGAGCCGCGCCGGCGCCACCCAGCCCGAGCGGGCCCGGACCCAGGCGCGGCCAGGUGUGCCCCCGCCAGCACCAUGGCUCAGGACGGCGUGGAGUUGGAGAAGAGCGUCAGGCGCCUCCGGGAGAAGUUUCAUGGGAAAGUGUCCCCCAAGAAGGCAGGGGCUCUCAUGAGGAAGUUUGGCAGCGACCACACCGGAGUAGGGCGGUCUAUCGUGUAUGGUGUCAAGCAGAAAGACGGACAGGAACUGAGCAACGAUUUGGACGCUCAGGACCCCCCUGAGGACAUGAAGCAAGACCGAGACAUCCAGGCAGUGGCCACCUCUCUGUUGCCCCUGACGGAAGCCAAUCUUCGAAUGUUCCAAAGAGCCCAAGACGACCUCAUCCCUGCCGUGGACCGACAGUUUGCCUGCUCCUCCUGUGACCACGUGUGGUGGCGCCGUGUGCCCCAGAGGAAGGAGGUGUCACGGUGUCGAAAAUGUAGGAAGCGUUAUGAACCAGUGCCAAACGACAAGAUGUGGGGUCUGGCAGAGUUCCACUGCCCAAAGUGUCGCCACAACUUCCGGGGCUGGGCACAGAUGGGGUCCCCAUCACCCUGCUACGGGUGCGGCUUCCCUGUGUACCCCACUCGGAUCCUGCCCCCACGCUGGGACCGCGACCUGGAUCGGCGAAGCACACACACCCACUCCUGCUCAGCUGCAGAUUGCUACAAUCGGAGAGAGCCCCAUGUGCCUGGGACAUCCUGUGCCCACCCCAAGAGCCGUAAGCAGAACCACCUCCCCAAAGUGCUGCAUCCCAGCAACCCCCACAUUAGCAGCGGCUCCACGGUGGCCACGUGCCUCAGCCAGGGCGGCCUCCUGGAUGACCUGGACCAUCUCAUCCUGGAGGACCUGAAGGAGGAAGAGGAGGAAGAGGAGGAAGAGGAGGGGGAUGGUGGGCCCCGAGAGUGAUCCUGCCCGGGCGCGCACAGGGACGACAGACACUGUGUGUGGACGCCUCGUGUUGCUCUAAGAUACCAGCUCAAGGAGAUAGGAGCGCCCUCGGGGUGCUCACGGGACAGUCACAGCCGCACAAGCCGGGUCAUCAUCACAGCCUUCUUCAGAGAGUACGCCCCACCGCGGAACUCAGCCCAGUAGACCCCAUCCUGGUAGCGGCUCCGGUAAUGACCUCCAUGAUACCAUACACCAUUGAGGUUGGAGUGGGCACAGGCAUGGUACCACCAGCCCCCACGAUGGUACAGGGCGCAGUUACCUGAGGGGAGAGAAAGAAUUUGUGUUUGCACCAAAAUAAAAGUCUCUACCAGCACUUCUUUGUGCAAAGCUGUUGCAGGCAUCCCUCAACCUUCCCUGUCUCACUGACUAGAAGCCCUGAUCCUCCAUCUCGUCACCAAAAUAAAAGACUCUGGCUUCUCA